AAAAAUUUGAAGUUAUUCCAUCAGCUACGAGGAUCCAUAUGUUUAACAGACAACAGUUCUCAAUGUGACAGAACUACACGAACUUUAAUAACCCAAUGGAUGGGGCAUUGACCAUGAGUGAGAAGGCCACACCAGCUAAACGCAAGUCCUCUGCUGAGGAGCAAAACAUAAACCGAGUCCACCCUCUUCAAGCUGAGCUCUAUGACCAGUGCAAAACCAUCUACAACACCGAUAUACUGAACAUCAUUAAAAGAAGCCCCAGUUUCAUCAGGACAGGGCAAAGUUCAGCAAAAAUACUUUCUGCAGAGCAGGACCAGUUCAGAAAAUGGAUUCGUGAUAACAUCAGGAAAAAGGAGUGCACCCAUUUUUCUGAGAGACAGACUGCUGGGUCAGUAUGUGAGUGUGGGUACCCCAGGGAACAUCACAGUGAGGAAGCCAUUAACCUGGGUCAUUUACACAGUGAGAGAUGGAAUACCUUGAAACACCUCCAGCAAGUCCCAACCGAUGCAUUUGGAGACAUAGCAUUUAAAGGACAAGGGCAGAAGACGGCAAAGUAUGCCCGAGUCUCAAAUGACACUGCUCCAGCAACACUCUACCAUCUUAUGACUGAGUACUGGGGACUAACCCCUCCACAUCUUCUCAUUUCUGUAACUGGAGGGGCGAAGAACUUUCACUUGAAGCCAGGCCUGAGAGUCAUGUUCCGGAGAGGCCUAAUUAAAGUGGCCCAGUCGACAGGAGCAUGGAUUAUCACAGGAGGUACCUUUGCUGGGGUAAUGAAGCACGUUGGAGAGUCAGUGCGACACUGUAAGAUGACCAGCCGAUCCAAGAAACAACAGAUUGUGUCCAUUGGCAUUGCUAGCUGGGGCAUUGUGCAUAACCGAGAGAGUCUGAUAUCUGAAGAGGGCAGGUUUCCUGUGGAAUAUUACAUGGAUGAGGCCAAUCAGGGCAGACUAUCCUGUCUGGACCACAACCAUACUCACUUUAUCCUGGUGGACAAUGGCACCCAUGGACAAUAUGGUGUGGAGAUACCCCUAAGGGCCCAAUUGGAAAAGUACAUCUCAAAGCAACGAAUGGGAACUGAAGAUGUUGGAAUUGAAAUCCCAAUUGUAUGUGUUGUCCUUGAAGGAGGCCCAGGAACUCUGAACACAAUAUACAAUGCCAUGGAAAAUGGCACCCCCUGUGUAAUAGUGGAGGGUUCAGGACGAGUAGCCGAUGUUCUGGCCAAUGCAGCUGAUUUGCCCGUGGCUCAGAUAACCAUCUCCUUCAUCCAGAAGCAACUGCGUGUAUUCUUUGCUGAAACUUACACCAAGUUCUCUGAGCAGGAGAUAAUCUCGUGGACCAAAAAGAUCCAGGACAUUGUUAGGAUGCGGGAGCAGCUGACUGUUUUCCGGGCAGAGAAAUCGAGGAAUGAUGAGUUGGAUGUUGCUAUUCUGGAGGCCUUGCUGAAAGCAUCUAGUUCCUGUGGGCACAAAGGCCAGGAGAACCUGGAUCACCAAUUGAAGCUGGCUGUGGCCUGGGACAGGGUGGACAUUGCCAAAAGCACCAUUUUCACCGAUGACAAACAUUGGAAGUCCUACCACCUCCACCAAGCCAUGUUCGCAGCUCUUGUCAGUGACAAGCCUGGCUUUGUGGAACUCUUCCAGGAGAAAGGGGUGAACCUUGAGGAAUUCCUCACACCAGAAAUCCUCAUGCGACUUUACAACAACAUCCCGCCCUACACUCUCCUGUACAAGAAGCUACAGAAAGUGGUGCAAGGGGGAAAACAACCUCAUGUCACUGAUACAACAGACAGCAAGAGGAAUAUCCGCCUCCACCAUGUCUCCAUGGUCCUACAGGAGCUUCUAGGGGAAUUCACCGAACCACUCUACAGAAAACUGAAGGAUGUACAGGAGAGAAAGAAGGUCAACAACACACCAAUAAAAAUAAAUAUCCUGCCAUCAAGUCCCCAGGAGAUGCAGCAAACUUACUCCCAGGAGAGUGGGAUCUGUGAGCAGGAAGUUGAGAAUCCAGAGCGUGACCUUUUCAUCUGGGCCAUUUUGCAGAAACGCAAAGAUCUGGCAUCGAUUUUUUGGGUGCAGGCAAUGGACAGCAUUGAUGCUUCACUGGUUGCCUGUAAGAUCCUGAAGAAGAUGUCCUGUGAGGAGAAUGACACAGACCUGUCUGAGGAAAUGGAAGAACUGGCCCAGGAAUACGAGGAUCGAGCUGUCGGGUUAUUCACAGAGUGUUAUAGGAAACACACCAAGCGAGCACAGAAGCUGCUAAUUCGGGUAUCGAGAACCUGGGGGAAUACAACUUGCUUGCGUCUGGCAUUAGAAGCUGAAAGCCAGAAGUUCAUGGCACUUGGAGGUGUUCAGGCACUGCUGACUAAGAUCUGGUGGGGUGAGCUCUCUGUUGACACCAACACAUGGCAGGUGCUGCUCUGCCUUCUUCUCUGGCCCGCAAUUUACUCCAACCUCAUCACUUUCAGGCAGGAUGAAGAAUGGAGAAAGAAGAAGCUAUCCAGUGAUAAUGAGCUGAUUGCCAACCUUCCUGAAAACAGCAAUGUCAAACUUCGCACUGGACAACGUUCCAUCUCACGAAGACACAUCUGUGAUGAUAUCCCAACUUCUGAACCAGGAGGCCCAAAUUCAAGUCACGCAUGCCCUGGAUAUGUGUCACAGCCUGUCUGAGCCAGUUGAUUAAAAAAC
Rhincodon typus (whale shark) is the source of this 2687-nucleotide messenger RNA. Its product is annotated as transient receptor potential cation channel subfamily M member 2-like. The transcript is spliced from 18 exons. Gene Ontology annotation, molecular function: ligand-gated calcium channel activity. Gene Ontology annotation, biological process: calcium ion transmembrane transport. The record is from RefSeq and is a predicted model, not a curated record. The coding region runs from base 96 to 2669 and encodes 857 amino acids. Lineage: Eukaryota; Metazoa; Chordata; Chondrichthyes; Orectolobiformes; Rhincodontidae.